Molecule: messenger RNA, 2490 nt
Organism: Microstroma glucosiphilum
Lineage: Eukaryota; Fungi; Basidiomycota; Exobasidiomycetes; Microstromatales; Microstromataceae
Product: BING4CT-domain-containing protein
Exons: 2
Coding region: 90-2120 (676 amino acids)
Biological process (GO): maturation of SSU-rRNA from tricistronic rRNA transcript (SSU-rRNA, 5.8S rRNA, LSU-rRNA)
Cellular component (GO): 90S preribosome; small-subunit processome; nucleolus
Molecular function (GO): protein binding
Source: RefSeq, a predicted model, not a curated record
UUUCCUUCUUGCGUGCGGUACGACUACAGACGAGGGCCAUACCAAGACCAUCCCUCAUCCCCCAUCACUCUUUUAAACACCCGCACGCAAUGGCGAGCUCAGAUCCCUCGUCCAGCAGAGCUCCCGCAGCAAACGGAGGGGGAAAGAAGAAGACCUCUCGCAAGUCCAAAGACGCGGAAGCAGGUCCCUCGGAUCAAUUGAACAGCAUCCGCUCCCACACCCGCCUCCCCACUUCCCUCCAACAAUCGGCUCCCCUCGCCGGCGCACGACCUCCCAAAUCCCUCUCACAAAUACCAGACAAGAAGCUCCGCGCUAACCUCUCCAGUCAAGUACUAUCGCAACGUAGAGCAAAGGAGCAUGCUUUACAGGCGGAUAGACUGCUCCAUCAGGGUGCGGUGGGAGAAGAGGCGGGGAUGAUUGAAACGGAGGGAGUCAUGGAGCGGACGGCCAGGUUGACACAGAGGGAGAUCAAAGAGGCAGUUGGCAUCGAGAGUGCGACAAAGUCAUUCUCCCUCGAUCUCUCUGGCGGCAGAGGUGGAGUGGGCCUAGGACCUUACCGAUGCCACUAUACGCCAAAUGGCAGGCAACUACUCCUCGCUGGGCGCAGUGGACAUUUGGCUUCCUUCGAUUGGCAAACAGGCAAGCUAGGCUGUGAGAUACAAGUGAGAGAGACGGUCAGAGAUGCUACCUGGCUGCACAAUUCCAGCUUCUUCGCCACUGCGCAGAAGAAGCACGUCUUCAUAUACGACUCUUCAGGUGUAGAGGUUCACAGACUGAAGGAUCACAUCGACGUGAACCGCCUCGAAUUCUUGCGGUAUCACUUCUUGCUCGCUACAGUGGGCUCGGCGGGUUGGUUGAAGUAUCAGGAUACCUCGACGGGUCAGCUCGUGACGCAACAUCGAACGAAGCUUGGAGCCUGCUCUACCAUGGCGCAGAAUCCUCUCACGGCAGUGAUCCAUCUAGGUCAUUCGAAUGGCACAGUGACCCUCUGGACACCCAACAUGUCCACACCCGCACUCACUCUCCUCGCUCACCACUCGCCGCUCCAGUCCAUUGCCAUUUCCUCCCGCGAAGGAGGCAAAGAGAUGUGCACCGCUGGUCUCGACGGAGGGAUCAAGGUUUGGGACUGUCGUAUGUUGGGCAAAGGUCCAGUGCGAGAGUGGGUCUCGCGCCGGCCAGCAAACGAAGUCAAGUACUCGCAACGUGGUCUCCUCGCCGCCUCCUGGUCCACUCACGUCUCACUGUACAAUACAGCUGCGCCUCUAUCGGCUAGCACACGUGCCCCACCAGGCCCUUACCUCUCGCACAAUUUCCCACAAUCAGCUCCCCUGUCCCUCGCCUUUUGCCCAUUCGAGGACGUGCUCGGUGUAGGCCACUCCAAGGGCUUCGACUCGUUGCUGAUUCCCGGAGCAGGAGAGGCGCGGUACGAUAGUAUGGAGCUGGAUCCCUUCGAAGGCAAGACGGCACGCAGGGAGCGCGAGGUGCGAGGUCUUUUGGACAAGAUUCAGCCGGAUAUGAUCAGCGUGGACCCUUCUUUCCUUGGAAAAGUAAACGAAAACGGAACCAAGGGAAGGGUGGAGCCACGCGAUGAGGGAGCAGGAGAUUUGAAGAAGGCUGGAAUUCUGAAAGCGGCAGAUGGGACUCCUUUCGCCCGCUUGAGCAGGAUGGAGCGAUUGCGUCUCGAGGGUAAAGCCGACGAAGGCUCCGACCGUGCAUUCAAGAUGAGCCACCUCACUUCAGCUUCAGCGGCAGGAGACGGUGCUGGACAAGAGAGCGAUGAUGAUGACGACGACAGCUCUACGGAUGGGGAGGGGGUCACGUCGAGUACUGCCCCUGAUGGGACGGUUCGGGUUGGUGCGGGAGAGAAGAAGGAGAAGAAGAAGGCGAGGGGAAGAAAUAGCACUAUGAAGCGGUACCUUCGUAAGAAGAGGGCCAACGUUAUUGAUCAGAAUUCGAUGCAAGCUCAAGCCAAGCUGGCCAAAGCCCGUGCGGAGCACGAGGCGAAUCGAGAAAAGGCUCAGCGUCGCAAGCGUGGCGAGGUCGAGGAGGCCGAGAGGGAAGAGAGUGCACUGGACGUCUUUGGUGCUGGUGCUGGGUCGAAGAAGGGUAGGAGAAGAUAGAUGGGGGGCGAGAUCAUGUAGAUGCAGAUGUAUUGCGAAGGCUAGGGCAAUCGAUUUCUACGUUGCUCGCCUUUCUGAUGGGACUGAGUAUCGUCUUGUCUACAAGCCCUCAUCCCACACACUCCUUGGCAAAGGCCCCUCCUUCUCCCCUACCCUCCCACUCACACUUCCACUCCCACUUCCCACACUCCCACCAUACCUCUUUUUCAAGACCUCCAAUCGACUUCUAUAAUCAUCUCCACUAACAUAUCCACCACAAAGUCUCCUCUGUCCAACAAAUGCACUUCGUCCAUGUAAUACUCUAUGAUUAUCAAAAAUCAAACAUCUUCCAGGUGUAAGUUGUUGCCAGUAUUCCCCCUCGGAGGAAGUU